CUUCAAAGCAGCGCUCAAAAGUGCUCUACGCGUUUAACCUGAAGGGGUUUCAUCGAAGCAGCAACGCAUCUCGUCACCUCCAUAAAAAUAUUGGUUUGAGUGGCCACAUUCGUCUUUCUACUCCAGCUUAGGACAUAGACGCGAUGUUCUGGCGCUUCGGAUUUCACAGUGCGUCUGCAAUCGACGGUCUUCUGGACAAGGAAGGCGUUACGUUGGACGAAUUGCUUGAAGAGGAUGAAUUGCUGCAAGAAUGCAAAGCGCACAACACGAAGCUUAUUGAAUUCUUAUGCAAAACAGAUGUUCUGGAGCAACUGCUUGGGUACAUUAUGGCCGAGGACCUCGAUGAGAAUAAACGUUUUAAGUACCCAUAUCUCGCAAGUGAGAUUCUAAGUUGCGAGAUUUUUUCAAUAUGCGAAGCCAUUCUCGCCAACAUCGACCUAUUGAAGAAUUUCUGGACCCUUCUGGAUAGACCUGCACCACUGAAUCCAUUGACCGCUAGCUAUUUCACUAAAGUCAACAGUGUCCUACUGCAGAAGAAGAUGCCAGAGAUGAUCACCUUCAUUAGGGCUCAGCCGGAUGUUGUUCAGAAACUUCUGGCUCACAUAGGAAGCUCUGCAAUUGCAGAUUUGCUGCUCAAAUUAAUAAGCAUGGAAGAGGUUCCAGAGGGUACCGGGGUGGUUGAGUGGUUGAGCAAAGAAGGAUUAGUGUCGACUCUUGUAAGCCGACUGGACCCCAGUUUAGAAACGGAGACGCACAACACGGCUGCCCAAACCCUUCUGGAUGUGAUCGCUGUGAGCUAUUCGGCGAUCGGGCCUCAGGAGUCAUUGAUGCCAACCGGACUGGGGGCAUCCAUAAUGGGGGAACAAGGCGGAAUGUUCUCUCCAAAUUCCGGUGGUAAUGCCCUGGUUGAUGAAUUGAAAAGCGAGAUAAUCAUGAACAAACUUGUCGACUAUAUGCUCGAAAAGUCUGCACCACAUUCCGGCAGCACACUGACCAACGGAAUCAAUAUAAUUAUUGAGCUCAUUCGUCGAUAUUGCAGCGAAAUCGAACAAGCGGAAUACCAGCAGCAUCAGUAUCAACAGCUACAGCAACAGCAGAGACAAGGACCUCCACCCCCAUCAGACGAGAAAUUGAAAGCGCUAGCUACGGAUUUGAACGAACUACUGCGAGUCAUUGGCUCGCGACUGCUGCAAUUCGCUGAACUUAUACAUGCACCGAGACAUAGUGAACCUGUCAAUACUACGAUAGGCAAGCAACAUCCUUUGGGAUCUGAGCGCCUAAAAACGUGUGAGCUUUUCGCAGAAAUUCUGCAUCUACAAUACCUCUAUACUUCGAGUCCGCUCUUUGAGAGGCUCAUCAGCGCCAAAAAAGUUACGGAUGAUGGCAAGAAGACUGAGGAUGAAACAAGCGAAACGGCAGAUGAAAAAGCGAAACUCUCAACGAAUCCAAAUACUAGUGUCGCUGAUGAACUUGUUGCAAUAACAGACAAGUUCAUUGAUGCCAAGAUUCUCCCAGUAUGCUUGGAUUUGUUCUUUAAUUUCCCUUGGAACAACUUUCUGCAUUCUGUUGUGUAUGAUAUGAUUGCGAAAGUGUUCAACACUUACUCGUAUACAAGCACUACCAUCGCGAGCAAGCCACCUAGCCCUUUCAAACCAGAAGGCGAUGUUGAAACUGCUUCACGGGAGCCGGAGACGGUCUCUGUACCUGUCCAAACCAAUACUAUUAUCUCGGUCGAAGAGCAAAUGCAGGCGGUGAAAGAUGUUGUACGAAAACUUGUACUAUCGAUUUUCAAAGAUGGAGAGCUUACGAAGCGAAUUACUAAAGCUCAACGCGACAACGACUUUGAAGUGACGCAACCACGAGGGGUACGGUUAGGGUACAUGGGUCAUUUGACGUACAUUUCCGAUGAAGUGUGCAAACUACUUGAAAAAUGUAGCGAAGAUUUGAGUCAAGAGAUAGGAGAUCUUAUAGGCGCAGAAGAUUGGCAAGAAUAUGUCGCAGGCAUAUUGCGGGAGACGAAGGAAAGGGACAGGCAACCACUUGGCGGGGUUCGACCAAACGCUGGACCGCAACAAAAUCAUCUACCUCUGGUGACCGGUGUGGGUGGUGGAUUUGCCGGUGGGGGGAUGGAUGAUACGGACAUUGGUGCCUCCAUCAAAGGGGAUGCUGGCAAACGGGAAAGCGAUGAUGAAGAUGACCUUGAUUCGAUUGGCGCCGGGACCAGCGAUGUAUACGUGGGAGAUGGAGACGUGGCCAGCGACCAGUUUGCAAGAUAUCUCUGCCACCAGAUUGUUGCUGAUCUUCCAGACCGGUUUAUGGGUGUUGAAAGUUCAGAUGAUGAGGAAGAUGAAUCAAACGCCGAGUGGAUUGGCGAAUUCGAAAGUAAAGAUUUUGACGUGAGGGAAGCCUUUGAUCCAGAGAAUCCAUUUCCUCACAAGCGAUCGUCACUGGGGGAAGAAUUCGAUCCACCUAGGGGCGAUGUAUCGUCCUCUAUUUCCGAGGCCGAGGAGUCAGCCAGUGAGACUAAUGAAAGAGACCAGCAGAAGGAUUCUUUUGACACGAACGAAAUGCUCGGAGCGCUGGAUACAAGUGCGUUGCAAACGGGAUGGGCGGAUUUCAGUCAGUUUAAGUCAGGUCCGGGUGAGACCCAGCAAGAGGGAGGAGGUGCGGAAUAGUGAGUUGCUCUUAUGUAAACGCUGGAACGUGGACUAUCAACAGUAGUUAUCUUGGGAAUUAUUUAUUGCGAUGUUUUCACUCGUUAGUCGAUGGAUGAAAUACAAAAAUCCGUUUGAUCUACUAGUCCUUAGUAGUCUCAUUUGUAGGUUGGUCAAGUGCAAUUCAUGGUGUAACCGAGUCG
Spizellomyces punctatus DAOM BR117 is the source of this 2857-nucleotide messenger RNA. RefSeq lists its product as uncharacterized. Gene Ontology annotation, molecular function: protein phosphatase regulator activity; protein phosphatase binding. Gene Ontology annotation, cellular component: nucleus; cytosol. Lineage: Eukaryota; Fungi; Chytridiomycota; Chytridiomycetes; Spizellomycetales; Spizellomycetaceae. The transcript is spliced from 18 exons. The record is from RefSeq and is a predicted model, not a curated record. Bases 144 to 2675 code for a protein of 843 amino acids.